Molecule: messenger RNA, 585 nt
Organism: Fibroporia radiculosa
Lineage: Eukaryota; Fungi; Basidiomycota; Agaricomycetes; Polyporales; Fibroporiaceae
Exons: 3
Coding region: 1-585 (194 amino acids)
Molecular function (GO): monooxygenase activity; iron ion binding; oxidoreductase activity, acting on paired donors, with incorporation or reduction of molecular oxygen
Source: RefSeq, a predicted model, not a curated record
AUGACCCUUUUCUACCUAGCGGCAUAUCCUCAAUAUAUGGAUCACCUCCGAGAUGAGGUCGAUAGGGUGGUUCGAGAACACGGCUGGACUAAAGCCGCACUAGACGAGAUGCACAAGGUUGACAGCUUCCUCAGAGAGGUGAUGAGAGCCUCGGGGAUGACCACUGGCACCAUGUCCAGAAAGGCGGUAAAGGAUUACACCUUCUCGGACGGCACCUUCGUUCCUGCGGGCACUUAUCUCAUGGCACCUACUAGUGCAAUUUACACAGAUGAUACAGUGUAUCCGAACGCAGUCGAAUUCAAUCCAUGGCGCUUCUCCGACAUGCGGAACCAGGGCGAGCACGUAAAGUUGGUGAAUACCAAUCUAAAUUUUCUUAGCUUCGGUCACGGAUAUCAUGCAUGCCCUGGCCGGUUCUUCGCAGUGUCCGAAAUGAAGAUCAUACUGGCGCACAUUGUGGCAACCUAUGAUGUGAAGAUGGAGCAGGAAGGUGUUAUACCCACCCCUAUCAUGAUAGGCCACGUCUGUGUGCCGAGCAGGAAAGCUGAGAUACUGGUUCGCAAGAAAUUGCCAUCUCAGAUGGCAUGA